Xiphias gladius (swordfish) is the source of this 5535-nucleotide messenger RNA. It is a transcript of the gene sun1, whose product is annotated as Sad1 and UNC84 domain containing 1. The coding region runs from base 510 to 3731 and encodes 1073 amino acids. Gene Ontology annotation, biological process: nuclear envelope organization. NCBI's taxonomy places the organism in Eukaryota, Metazoa, Chordata, Actinopteri, Istiophoriformes, Xiphiidae. The record is from RefSeq and is a predicted model, not a curated record. Gene Ontology annotation, molecular function: protein-membrane adaptor activity. Gene Ontology annotation, cellular component: meiotic nuclear membrane microtubule tethering complex; nuclear envelope. The transcript is spliced from 24 exons.
AUUGAAACGCAAACAUGGGACCUUCAGUAUCGGCUGAAGGCUCCAGGAGUUCAAUGUCAACUGAAACAAUGGUGUGAUUCCGCUCGGCGGACGGGGGACCAGCAGAAGUCCAGUGCGUGCCGUCGCAGCAGUGCCGCUUUCCUCCAAUAGAUUUAAAGUGUGCGCCCUGGCCGACAAUGGAGGAUCUGGGAGUGGGAGGAUCAGCAUCGACAGCGAUCCUUCUGGCUUUGUUACGUCCGGGAAGCCAUUUUGGAAAUCUGCUUGUUGUGCGCUAGCAUAACACUCACUAGCUACUUGCAAACUUUGGUGUCUUUUCCACCAGAAAAAUAACGUUCGGGAUCUGUGGGUCCGCACCGAUUAAACGACCAUUGGGUUUCUGCGCGUCGGGAUGCCGGCGGAAGUUUGCGCCGCUUCUGUGACAGCAAUGUGCGGAUUUUGUUCCUUUGGAUUAAGCUCUUAAAGAAUAACAACAUAAAUGGACUCUAACCACGCGGUCUAAACAAAGAAGAAUGACCAUGGAUUUUUCGCAACUGCACACAUAUACGCCGCCACAGUGUGCUCCAGAGAACACCGGCUAUACCUACUCUCUCAGCUCCAGCUACUCCACAGCAGCAUUAGAGUUUGAGAAGGAGCACCAGAUUGCUCCCGUGUACGAGUCGCCGAGAAUGUCACGGCGGAGCCUGCGUCUGCAGACCAGUGCCAGUCACUAUGGCAACGAGAGCCUGGCUGACUACUCCCAGAACCACAGCCACAGCAAUAGCAGCAGCUACACCAGCACGAGGAGAGAGACACGGACACUGCGCAGCAGAAAGCAGCAGUCCAGCUCACUCUCUUUAUCCCUGAGCCAAGCCGCCACACCGAGGAAAACCCUCUCCUUCUCAGCUGUUAGCACCCCGAUGAACAAUAGCAGCAGCUUUCAGGAAAGCAACACAGUGUCUGAUGCCUCCCUGCACAGCUCCAUCCUGGACCAGUCCCAACUGAGACAACGCACCAUCACCACAACCACCACCACCACCUCUAUGUCUGUGGAUGGACACUGGGGGAGGAGUUCCACCACUGACCACAGUUCAUCAAAUGUCAAUGGUGACACCGGUGUGUCAAAGUCCCACACCUCGCUCGCCAAUGGUUACAUCUGCAAAGACUGCUCUUUACACCCUCAGGAGAUGGACUCACUUAUCACACGGUCUUCAUCGUCAUCAUCAUCAUCUCAGGCUGCAGAAGCUUCCACUGAUGUCCUCUCCUCCUCAUCUUCACCUUUCACAAGUAUAUACUCCAGACACAGGAAUCGGAGGAACAAGACAGGUGUCCUGGUGUCUGUGUGUAACACGUGUAUGCGCUACAGCAAACGAACCCUGGCCCCCAUAGUGUCCUUAGUCAGCCUGCUCUUCAACAGUGUGCUGUGGCUGGGUUCAAGGGCCAAGGGCCCUCCAGGAAAAGGUGUUCUUGCUUCGUUGUCGGACACGAUGAGACAAGCAGUGUCCUCCAGUUUGUCCCAACUGUGGCUGUUUAAGCAGAGCACUCUCCACAGGAUGAUGGGCUACAGGGCUAAUGGCUAUGAAGGACAAGCUCACUCAAGUUUCUGUGGAAGCAUGAAUGUGAAGGAUCUGGUGACUGAAGAUGCAUCACAUCUUAAUCUCAAUGGUUCCCUCUGUGAUGACUGUAAAGGGAAGCAGUAUUCUGAGACACACACCACCCUCCUCACACACUCUUCCAGGCCUCGACGCCUAGUGGGGGCACUGUGGAGCGUCCUAGCUUAUGCAGGUUACUGCCUCCUCCAGCCAGGCUACUGUGUGGUGAGAGCAGGCAAAGCUUUGGGAUCAGGGGUCGGGACAGUGGCACAGAAGCUGCUCUCACUCUUCUGGAUGCUCCUGGCAGCUCCAGUGAAGACAGGCAGGGGACUUCUGUGGUUUCUUGCAACAGGAUGGUACCAGCUGGUGUCUCUCAUGUGUCUCCUCAACGUCUUCGUUCUGACACGAUGCCUUCCCAAACUCUGGAAGCUCCUGCUGCUACUUUUGCCUCUUCUUCUCUUCCUCGCUUUAUGGUUGUGGGGUCCGUCCACUGCUGCCCUGUUUGCCUACCUCCCAGCCAUAAACCUGACUGAGUGGCGGCCUGCGUCUCCCUUUACCCUCCUGUCUAACUUGGUGCCAGCUUCUGCUCCAGUUCCUGCUUCUGUCCACGCACCAGAGACUCCCCUGGAGCAGAACCCCGCCACCCCAGUCUCACAGGCACCGCCGAUCCUUCCUGUAGGGGCGCUCUCCACUGUGGACCUGGAGCGUCUUGAACAUAUGGAGCGCCAGCUAGCCCUGCUGUGGGAGCGAGUCCAACAGGGUGACCAGAAGCAGGAGCAGCAUCACGGGGAUGUUCUGGGUCUCUACACUACCCUGAGGGAGCAGCUACACACUCAGACCAACAGGGAGAGCCUGGAACUGUGGGUGUCCUUCAUGCUGGAGCAGAGGCUCAGCAUCCUGCGAGGAGAGCUGGAGCAGGAGCACACACAGAGAGCACAGAGUGCAGAGCAGCAGAAACGGCAGCAAGAGAGUCAGGCAGCACGGCUGGCUGAAUUACAAUUGCUGCUCAACGCUCUGGCUGCCAAGACUGAGGAGGUGCAGCAGAAGCAGCAACAGUAUGAGCACGAGAAGGAGGAAAAAGAGAGAGAGGUUGUCAUUUCAGCAGCAGACACAGCUCCUGUCAGUGUGGGUGUGAAGCAGGAGGACCAUGAUGCUCUGCUAGCGGAGGUCAAGAGACUUGAGGUGGCGCUGGGUAAAAUCAGACAAGACCUGCAGGGUGUUGUGGGAUGCAAGGGCAAGUGUGAGCAGCUGGACACACUCCAGGAGACGAUAACAGCCCAGGUGUCCUCACAAGUGCGUAAGGAGUUGCAGGUUCUGUUCUUUGGCAGUGGUGGGUCAGGAGAGCAGCAGGGAGAGGUGCCAGAGUCUCUGAUCUACUGGCUGUCCCAGCGCUACAUGAGCACACCUGACCUGCAGGCCUCACUGGCCUCACUGGAGCUGAGCAUCCUGAGAAACGUGUCCCUGCAGCUGGAGCUUAACCGAGCCCGGACCCUGGGUGAGGCAGAGUCUCAAGCCAAAGCCAUCGUUAAGACCGUAACCGGGACUGUCCAGCAUGAUCCCUCUACUGAGGGACUGACAGAAGAGCAAGUGAAGCUGAUCGUCAAGAACGCUUUGAAGCUCUACUCCCAGGAUCGAACAGGCCUGGUGGACUACGCCCUGGAAUCUGGCGGUGGCAGCAUCCUCAGUACUCGCUGCUCUGAGACAUAUGAGACCAAGACAGCCCUCAUGAGUCUGUUUGGCCUGCCACUCUGGUACUUCUCCCAGUCUCCACGUGUUGUCAUCCAGCCUGACGUGUACCCAGGCAACUGCUGGGCGUUUAAAGGCUCUCAGGGUUAUCUGGUGAUCCGACUGUCCCUGAGGAUCCUGCCCACAUCCUUCUGCUUGGAGCACAUCCCCAAGGCCUUGUCCCCAACUGGAAAUAUCACCAGUGCCCCUCGCAACUUCACUGUUUUUGGUCUAGAUGAUGAGUACCAAGAAGAAGGGAAGCUGCUGGGACACUACACAUACCAGGAAGACGGAGAGUCACUGCAAACUUUCCCUGUUAUGGAGCAGAAUGACAAGGCCUUCCAGAUCAUCGAGGUGCGGGUGCUGUCUAACUGGGGUCACCCAGAGUACACCUGCCUUUACCGCUUCAGAGUCCAUGGAGAACCUCGGCCCCAGUGAACCAAGCACUACCAUACACGCUAAUAUACGACAUAUCACCCUAUCUGUACAUAGCUCUCCCCAACUUAAAAAACGGAGGGGACUUGGUGGUACUUUUGUGGACGUUUUUGUAUGAAAGCCAUGAAGACACAGAAGUUGUGGAUUGUUAAAAGAAUGUGCCCAGACUGAAUCAUGAACAUGUUUUGUAAUAUUGAAAGAAUCACAGGAAAGUCUGUAUAUGGACUGUCAGAUGUCGCAGAAGAGGAAGAGAACCACGGAAGAAGCUAAAAGUCCCAGUCCCCUUUUUAUAAAAGGCCUCUUGCACUGAAUUAGCCCGUGAGGGCGCCAGGCUCCACUGAGCGGACAAAUCCAUCCCCCUCUUGGCACCUUCCACUUCUACAGGAAGGUGGACGCUUGAAAUGGGGGAUUACAGACUCAUCUCCACCAUUUCCUCACACACUGCAUCUCAGUCUGAUUUAGGUUUUGUUGUAAAUCAUCUGUAUUUAACUUUAUUUUCCUGGUAGCGUCUACAGUACUAUUUUCAGGAUCGAAGCCACUGCACCUUUGUCUGUGACGCUGUCCAGGCAUGUUACUCCCUUUGUUGCUGUCAGGUCUCUGCAGUGACUUUAGCUGAGCUGUGUGGACGGCCUGCUGGACUGAAGAACAUUCACAGUGGGUUUGUACUGGACAUGUAAGGUUCACAACAUUCAAAGCUUGGCAUCAUGCAUCCACAUAGCCAUAAAUAAGAUUGGAUCUGAACAUGCUGCCUAUGGACAAGCUCUGAGUGUUUUUCUCAUGUGGAGCAAGUCAUGCUUUAACUACACAGCAACACUACAUAACCGCUUACCUGUGUUCUGUGUGUUGGGCAGACUAGGAGGCUCUUCCCUAUGUACAUUAGACAAAAUAUGUGCAUGGUUAUGGAUGGACUCUAGGAUUAAUGCUAGCAUAUAACUCUUUCAGAACCAUACUGUUUAAUCUUUACAUGCAUCAUGGAUUAAGAGGAGUGUGUGUCCUCUGAAAGUUUGAGUCCUGUGCCUGGACCUCAAAUUACAAAUCAAUGUUGAAAGCUAAAAAUAUUAACUCCUCCUGCAGACGAGUGUGAUUUUUCUUUUCCCUUUCUAUCAAGAGGAGUCUCUCUGUGUCCCUCUAGCUCAGUUAUAAACGUCCUCCUCACAUGGGCUCUCUAUUCUGAAACCCUGAAGGAAUGUAAUCUGUAUAUUUCAUUGUUGAUAGCUGGUCCUUUUUAUAAUAGCUGCUUUUAUCAGUGUUGCUUUCCUAAAAUCAUCCUGUUAAUAUCAUUAUUGUUGUUUUACUACUAUUAUUUCUACUGUUAUUCAUUGUGUUGUUUUGCGUGUUUUGGUUUUUUUUUUUUUUUUUUUUGUGGGGGGGAUGAUGUCGCAAGAUGCACUGCAACAACUUGUUACAGAAAUGUUUAACACAGGUCUUCACAAUUUGCUUAAAAAAUGGGGGAGUGUGUAGUCACCAAUUGUGGUUGCAAGUAUGGGGAAGUUUGAAAUGUUAUGUAUAAAAAAAUGUUUUCUUCACAAUCUUAUUUAUUAACAAGUCAAUUAGUUCCUACAAGAUAUGAGUUAUUGCAAUGUAUAUUUUGUGAAAAGCUGUUUAGUGCAUUUUUGGAACCAUCUUGGGACUUUUUUUUUUUUUUUUUUUUAAGAUAAAUGGCUAUUUUUGUUCAGUCGUGAGAUGACUUAACUGCUUUGGAAUAUAUUCCAAUAAAGACUUUAAUUUUGAAGAACCUCCCCUAAAUUAUAUAAUCAUGGCCAAAGAAUAAUAUUAGUUCCAUUUUCAUCAGAAACUUUUUUUUUUU